This is a messenger RNA of Lichtheimia ornata, 1224 nucleotides long. RefSeq lists its product as uncharacterized. Gene Ontology annotation, cellular component: transcription export complex 2. The transcript is spliced from 10 exons. Bases 1 to 1224 code for a protein of 407 amino acids. Gene Ontology annotation, biological process: post-transcriptional tethering of RNA polymerase II gene DNA at nuclear periphery; transcription elongation by RNA polymerase II; poly(A)+ mRNA export from nucleus. Gene Ontology annotation, molecular function: RNA binding; double-stranded DNA binding. NCBI's taxonomy places the organism in Eukaryota, Fungi, Mucoromycota, Mucoromycetes, Mucorales, Lichtheimiaceae. The record is from RefSeq and is a predicted model, not a curated record.
AUGCGAUCUCUGCAAUUGUACCUCGACAAGGUUCGCCACGCCGUCGACUCUGAGAAUGGGAAACAACUUGCAGCUUUAUACUCUAUCAAUCAACAGCAUGUACGCAGCUUAACGGACCAGAAUCUACAGAUCGAUCGAAUAGACACUACUUGCAGGUACAAAAUGAUGUCCCCGUGGGAUGAAAUGACGGCAUGUCAUAUCAAGACAAUCGUGCACUUGGAUCGUCGCCACUAUGGUUUAGCUUUCGAGACGCAAAAAGAACUCGUACAGCUUUUUCAACGAGCCAUGCCCAAUUUGACGCGUUGGUGUUUACCUGUUCUAUAUACUAUCAAUAACGACUUGCGUGUGAUUGCAACUCAGGCGGAUACGGAGACUGCUGCAGCAAUGAGUGAUCAAGAGACGUCUCAAAGGAAAAAGUUGGAGGAGGCAGCCAAUGUCAUUAGCAAGUCUUUCACAUAUUGUGUCACUGACAGAAAUUCUAUAUCACAAUCCAAAAAGUUUGGCACGUAUUGCAUGAUUGGAAUUCUUUUCAGGAUUUAUUUCAAGUUGAAACAACAAAACCUCUGCAAGAACAUUUUGCGUGCAGUGAAGGUUGCUGGUAUGCCGGAUAUCGAUGAAUUCCCAAAGGCUGACAGGGUGACUUUCCGAUACUACUUGGGACGAUUGUAUUUCUUGGAGGAAGAGUAUGGCAAGGCUGAACAUGAAUUAGAGCUUGCUUUCAGAGAAUGCACCAACGCUAAUCAAAAGAACAAGGAAGUGAUCCUCAAGUUUUUAUUGCCUAUUCGUCUCAUGCGUGGUAAAAUGCCAAGCCGGUUGCUAUUCGAGCGCUAUCCAAAGAGUCGUCACCUCUAUUCACAUUUGGUGCAAAGCAUCAAGGCUGGUAACAUCCGCAGCUUUGACAUGCGUCUUGACAAGGUUGGUCCAACGCUCAUCCGCCAAGGUACAUACUUUGCUGUUGAAAAGGCUCGAAGUCUUGCUAUCAGGCAGCUCUUCCGGAAAGUCUAUCUUAUCAUGGACAAAAGCACUCGUAUCCCGAUCUCUACUUUCAAGACUGCAUUGGAGGCCGUAAACAUCGACGUUGACUUGGAAGAGACGGAAUGGAUGUUGGCGAAUAUGAUUUUCAAGGGAUAUAUGAAAGGAUACUUGUCACAUGAAAAGCUGUUUGCUGUAUUGAGUAAAGCAGACCCAUUUCCAAAGGUGUCGACCAUCGCUGCUCAUCAAUAA